Molecule: messenger RNA, 1249 nt
Organism: Limulus polyphemus (Atlantic horseshoe crab)
Lineage: Eukaryota; Metazoa; Arthropoda; Merostomata; Xiphosura; Limulidae
Product: voltage-dependent calcium channel type A subunit alpha-1-like
Exons: 1
Coding region: 180-962 (260 amino acids)
Source: RefSeq, a predicted model, not a curated record
UAUGCUUUUUAUUAUGGUUUAUCUUUGUGUAAUGUUUCUGUAAAUUCUCAAAUUAACGAUAACACGAUUUUGAUCUCUUUUUUUUUCUGUCUUCUGGACAUGCAGCCAAACUCCGUGAGAAUGAAUUUGGUAUAUCUGGUCAAGGUUCCCCGUUUAGAGGAAGAUCACCAGUUCGCUCCAUGCUCGGCAAGCCGUCGCCAUGGCGGAUCUCCUCUCCAUCACCCGGAAGGAGUCGGAGUGUUAGUCCAGAGUACCGAACGACGUGCCUCUAUAGACCAUCUCGUAGUCCUAGCCCCAAAAUCAUUCCAACCCACAGUGAAUUUUACGGUAGGGUACCGAUAGAGCAUCGAUCCCGUAGCCCGAGCCCAGCUUCUGCGCACAGCCUACCAUUGCAGCGUGUGUCGCGAGGGAGGAAGUUGCCACCCACCCCCAACAAGCCCUCCACUUUGCGUCUUGACGUUCGAUCCAUAGAACGAAUAAACUUUCCUAUUGUGUCUCGUUCGCCUACACUGCCCAUGCCCGUUAACAAAUCCCAAUUCAACAUUAACUUUCCCAAAGUGAACGCCUCGCCCACUCGUCUGCCAAAUUCCCAACUGCCGUUCUGGCAACAAAGAACUACUCCGGGUUCUGGCCUUCACAGCCUGUCUCUAAGGCCAGGCGGAAGGGCGGCUAGUAGUGUCAGUUUGCCACGUGGUCAGAAGCAGACUCGCAAUAUUGGCCAUCACCAUACAAUGUCAUAUAUGGACAGACAGUUUGUCUCUCGGGGUCAUAAUAAUGAACCGCUAAGUUUCGAAGCUGCCGCUUCGAUCGGAAGAGGUUCUAGACAGCUUCCGUUGCCAAUGCCUAACGGCUACAAGCCAGGCCAAAGACAGCGAGAAAGAAGAGGAAAAGUUGCAACCUUGAUUGGUUUGCGGACAAGCCAUAUGGGGCCACAAAGUGACUCCGAAGAUGAUUGGUGCUAGUUAACCAAUCACAGGUUGCAGCCAGGCCGUAUUGGACCACAAAAUGACAUCGAUGAUGAUUGGUGCUAGUUAACCAAUCACAUGUUGCAGACAGGCUGUAUGAGACCACAAAGUGACUCGGAUUAUGACUGGUGUUAGCUAGCCAAUCACAGGUUUGCAGACAGGCCGUAUUGGACCACAAAGUCACUCUGAUUAUGAUUGAUGCUAGCUAGCCAAUCACAGGUUUGCAUACACAUCGUGGGACCACAAAGUGACACCGAUGAUGAUUGGUGCUAGUUAGCCAAUCA